CCUCCGCGCUCGCCCCUCUUGAAGUUCUGAGGUGAAGCCAGGAAGGAAAACCCUAAACCCUAGAAUCCAUGCCGGCCGGUGCCUCUUUGAGAAUCCGUCGGAAUCAUCACCGUCUCGUUCAUCACCGAGCAUCGAACUCCUCGUGAUUCUCAGAAUCGUGACGACAAGGAGGCAUUUGUCUGGGAUAAAUUCUUGUUUUUAUUUAAAGGGAGACAAGAGGAAGCUUGUGCGAGAGUCGGUUUUUUUUCUUUUCUUUCUUUUCUCGGGGUUUAUGUCGGAGAUGGAAGAGAAUGACUCCGAUGCUCCGGAGGAGCUCACGGUUGAACAGGGCUUUCAUCAGGAUGAGGAGAUAAGGAAGAUCCAGAAAGACAAUAAGGCCAGAGUUACUCGUGAAGGAAAAGAACGCCGAAGACUGUGGGCUCAGAGGAAGACACCUAGACCUUCUAAAAAGCCCAAGGAUGGCCAAGAAAUUGCAGAAAAUGGAAUUGAGGAGGAUGGCAAUGAGUCUCCAGAAAGGAGAGGAAUGCUUCCGAAUGAGAUUGUCAACCUGCUUGCUGCGCGUGAGAAGCAAGUUUUCUUGUCGGACUCGGAGGAUGAAAGGGCUGAAACCAAGCCUAUUUCACGAAAGAAGAAAGUUAAAGGAUCAGGGUCAGGACCAAUUAUUUUAAAGGAGAUACCUCCCCCUCAGUGCUUACAGAGCUCCCUGGAGUUCUUGAAGAAAAGGAAGAUGCAGGUUUCGAGGUCAUCCUCCGUUUUGAACAACCCAAACCAAGCCUUACGGUAUCUUUCUAAUUCCGGUGUGUUAAGCAAGAAAUGAAUAUGCUCUCCAAUUUUUUUUUGUAAUUUUUGGUUGGAAUAGAACUAGGGAGAACUCAUGUGAUGAUAGGUUAUUGGGAGUUAUCCUCAGUGUUGAGGCCAUAGCAGAGAGAUUUUUGAUUGGACGUGCUGUGUCAUAGUUGUUCCUUGACCAUCCCUGUUCCCCUCUUUUCAAAUUCUUAAAUGUUGAAGUUGUUUAAUAACCAUAUCGAGCCAGAAUACCUGCCUUUUCAGCAUUUGACAGUAUCCGGCUGUUUGUUAUGUACUCGACACUCUGUUCAAAUGAAUGAUUAGAAUAGCAGUUGAUGUGUAACAAA
This is a messenger RNA of Eucalyptus grandis, 1133 nucleotides long. RefSeq lists its product as hypothetical. The transcript has 6 exons. Bases 272 to 817 code for a protein of 181 amino acids. The record is from RefSeq and is a predicted model, not a curated record. Lineage: Eukaryota; Viridiplantae; Streptophyta; Magnoliopsida; Myrtales; Myrtaceae.